Messenger RNA from Aspergillus pseudonomiae, 1140 nucleotides. RefSeq lists its product as uncharacterized. The transcript has 2 exons. The coding region runs from base 1 to 1140 and encodes 379 amino acids. The record is from RefSeq and is a predicted model, not a curated record. NCBI's taxonomy places the organism in Eukaryota, Fungi, Ascomycota, Eurotiomycetes, Eurotiales, Aspergillaceae.
AUGGGUGCCAGCUGGUCAUCAGACCACCCUGCUGAUCUAGAACAGCACCCCGAUCCACCCAGCCAGUCCAAAUACCCUCGAUAUGGGGAUGUGGUCCCUUCGGUCUGUAGCGACCGCCCAGAGGACUUGUAUGAUGAGCUGUAUGAACAGAUAUACUUUGUACAGCAUGCUAACCAAGACUGUAUCGCGGCGUUUCAACGAUGCGAGAAAGAUAAUCCCCGUGUUGAUCCCGAGGAGUGGUUUACUAUUGCUGAGCGGAUUCCACGGGUAUAUGAGCAUCUGGCACACAGGACCAAUGUCCCGAAUGUGGAUAUAGACCAACCGAUUGAUCUUCAUCCCUAUAUUGUUAAAUAUCUUGGCCGUCUCCCUGUAGGAUAUCUGCUGGAGAAGCUAGAUCCCGGCCCACUGAGCGCUACGACUCUGCCACUUCUGACUACCUUUCCGCGCAUGUCUUCCGAGAACAAGGACUUUAGAGAGCCUCUUCUCCUGCUCUACUACCGCUGGGCGCUGCAAUCGCUUACUAUACUAGCCUUCUUACAUAAACACAGGGUCUACCUGAUGGAUUUCAGCUCGAGCACAGUAUGGAUACGCGAUGAUCUCUCGAUUGCACUAUCAGGGUUUGUGAACGCAACCAUCCCGACAGAUGAAUGGCCUUACUCUCCCGACGGGACGAGAUACGAAGAAGAGAUCUAUUACCCAACCAAUCCCGAGAGUGGGCACCCAGAGCUCAGUCCGAAGAUCGAUCUCUCGGAUUGGGCGACCUUUGUCUGGCAAUUGAUGCGAAAGGAUGCGUCCAGUCAUAGAGCGAAGAGGUGGGCGAUGCCUACCAAUCCAUUGGAUCCGACAGAGUUGCCCGGGGAGGUGAAUGUAUGGGAGUACCAUAAGCAACGGCUGAAGGAGGGCAAGCUACAGCUUUUAGAAGAGGCACGAUUGGGUCCGAUGCUGGUUAAGGCCUGGAAGGGGCAAUAUGAAAAUGCUCAGGAGAUCCUGCAAGAGAUACGAUUGUAUCUUCAGCAGAUUGGGGUUCAGAUAGAUGGAGAGGACGAGGCCCUUCUAGAAGAUGGGCGAAAGUGGGAGGAUGUAUUCACGGUAGUCCAGACAGAUGGCGCCCGCUGGGGUCGGGAGAUUAGAUAUAAAUAA